Messenger RNA from Venturia canescens, 2517 nucleotides. RefSeq names its product Stress-induced phosphoprotein 1 (gene Stip1). The transcript has 3 exons. NCBI's taxonomy places the organism in Eukaryota, Metazoa, Arthropoda, Insecta, Hymenoptera, Ichneumonidae. The coding region runs from base 369 to 1979 and encodes 536 amino acids. Gene Ontology annotation, molecular function: Hsp90 protein binding. The record is from RefSeq and is a predicted model, not a curated record.
UUUUCAUAUAGUUUCGAGAUAGGAUGAACCGAGUUUAAACUCAGAUUAUAACGUUAGAGAAAACGGGCAUAAAGGUGUUGCUACAAAAAUCUUCCUUUGGAAACCGGUCUAAUGCCCGUUUCCCCUAGUAUCUUUCGAAAUUUCCAGAGGCGCUGAUGAUUGUUAUAUCGCUUCGAGAACCUUCCAAAUUUCGCACACACCCGCGGGCGCGCACGUACAGAGCGAUAGAGCGUAUCACACCGGUGUUCGUUGAUUACCUUCAAUAGAACAAGGAGCCUUUUUUAUUAGACGACCACGCAUAAAAUCAAGAAUAAAGUGAAAAUCGACGGAUCUACUAAUAGAUAUUUCAUCGACAAUAAAUCUUCGCAAUGGAUCAGGUUUCGGCCUUGAAAGACAAAGGGAACGUGGCAUUGCAGGAAGGUAAAUUUCAAGAUGCCAUUAAUUUCUACACACAAGCGAUAGCCUUGGACGACAAAAAUCAUGUACUGUAUAGUAACCGAUCAGCGGCAUACGCUAAAGCCGAAGAGUAUGAGAAAGCAUUAGAAGAUGCGGAGACGACGGUGAAGUUAAAGCCAGAUUGGGCAAAAGGUUAUUCACGGGUUGGAAGUGCAUUGGCGUAUCUUGGAAAAAUCCCGGAAUCGAUGAAAGCGUACGAGCAGGCAAUUGAGCGUGACCCAAGCAAUCAGCAAUAUAAGCAAAGUUUGCGGGAGGUGGAGAGUCAAAUGAUGAAUCCAUUCAAUUCACCGGAUAUAUUUGUGAAACUGCGAAACGAUUCGCGAACACGAGCUUGGCUGGACGAUCCUGAAUACUUAAAAUUACUGGGACAGUUGCGAACGAAUUCAGCGAAAAUUGGAAGUUCCCUCGAAGAUCCUCGAGUACUUACGACCUUGAGCGUGUUACUAGGAGCAAAUUUGAUGGACGGUGGCGACGAAGCGAUGGAUGUCGAUCCACCGAAACGGCCCGAGCUAAAACCACAACCCAAACCGGAACCGAAACCGGAAGACAAUUUGAGUCCUGAGAAGCGUGAAGCACUGGAAGAAAAAAAGAAGGGCAACGAGGCUUACAAGAAAAAGGAUUUCGAAACUGCUCUAAAACACUACAACAAAGCGGUCGAGCUCGAUCCCACCGACAUAACUUACUCCCUCAACAUAGCUGCUGUUUAUUUCGAGCAAGCCGAAUACCCCAAGUGCAUUGAACAAUGCGAAAAAGCAAUUGAGCUGGGACGCGAAAAUCGUGCUGAUUUCAAGCUCAUAGCAAAAGCCUUCACACGCAUUGGUCACUCGUAUAAGAAAAUGGAAAAAUGGAAACAGGCGAAGGUCUAUUACGAGAAAUCAAUGUCCGAGCAUCGAACACCCGAAAUCAAAACGCUACUUUCCGAUAUCGAUCAGAAGAUCAAAGAGGAGGAAAGAAAAGCGUACAUUGAUCCGGUUAAAGCCGAAGAGGAAAAGGAGCUUGGAAAUCAGAAAUUCAAAGAAGGCGAUUACGCUGCCGCUGUCAAACACUAUUCCGAAGCUAUUAAGCGAAAUCCUGACGAAGCGAAAUAUUACAGUAAUCGAGCUGCUUGUUACACCAAAUUAGCUGCUUUCGAUCUCGGUCUCAAAGAUUGUGAAAAGUGCACCGAAUUAGACCCUAAAUUCACGAAAGGAUGGAUACGGAAGGGUAAAAUUUUGCAAGGCAUGCAACAGCACAGAAAAGCCGUCAGAGCGUAUCAAACCGCCCUCGAAUUGGACCCCAACAAUGCUGAAGCUCUCGAAGGCUUCCGCAGCUGUUCCGUAUCUUACGACUCCAACCCUGAGGAACUCAGAAAACGAGCUUUCUCCGAUCCUGAAGUUAAUAACAUCAUGCGCGAUCCAGCGAUGCGUAUGAUCCUCGAACAAAUGCAGAGCGACCCGAAAGCACUGCAAGAGCACAUGAAAAAUCCAACGAUCGCCGCGAAAAUUCAAAAACUCCUGGAAUCUGGUCUCGUCGCAAUCCACUGAGGGGCAAACUGAAUUCUACACAGAGGCAUCCAUAAACAUGCGGGACACUAAAACGUCGAUCUUUAUACAAAAACACCAGUGCUUUGAGACGAAUGACGCGCGGACAUAGUCGCGUCAUGAGUGCAAAGAGAUUUUCACGAUAACACGUUAUCCCCUGAACAGGAGAUAUUGAGAAAGAAAACUUUUUUCCGUAAAUAUCAACUGUUCGAGAUAAAAGUUUGCAACGAAACAUCAAUCGAUCGAGACCACCAAUCGUUUCGCUUGUCAUUCGGCUUCAAAAAAUUCUCAUCGCUGCUAAUCCAUCUCAUUAUUCAGAAGAGUGAAUGUACAUCGUAUCAUUAACGCGUUACACCAAACGUGUUUUCAGCAGCUCGCUAAGUUAGUCGUCACGAGUUUAUUCCUUCGUUGAUUUUUACACGACACCUCCGACCUCAAUGGCGGAACGAUUUGACUCUAUUUCCUUUUCUGUUUAAGCUCAGACUUUUGUUUUAAGUUACGAAUCUUGAUUUGAAUAAAUUUGUACCUCAUGGUAGAUUUA